GCAAAGGAUGAGCUCAACGCAGCAGUCAUCAGCACGAUCAUCCACCUCUUUGACUCGAUGGUUUCGGGAUGGACCGCAAAGCAUCCAUGCCAUUCUUUCCAGAUGUCCUGAGCUCUCAGGCCAUCGCCAACAUCCAGCCCAACCAGUGACCGGUCGGUCGUACACGACAGCCACUGUCACUUGCACCUGAAACGGUAGAAGCUCCACAGCGGGGACCACCGCCCGCCGCACGCCGCAAAAGAAGCAUCUCGCCGAACAACACCGGAAAACCAUUCUUUCACCUCAAGGUUCACCCUGCAAACAACACAAGCCAUGUUUACCUGGCGACGGCAAUUCUCCACCGCCGCAACCCUCCUCAAAACCGCCGCCAUGGCCCCCUCGCAACCCACCACCUCCUUCCAAGUCUUCCGCGACGUCCCCCCUCUCCGCACCCUCCGCCGCCAAAUCCUGGAAUCCAACCGCACUGUCGGCCUGGUCCCCACCAUGGGCGCACUCCACGAAGGCCACCUCUCCCUGAUCCGCCAAGCAGCGUCGGAAAACACCGACGUGGUCGUCAGCAUCUUCGUGAACCCCACGCAAUUCGGCGUGAACGAGGACCUCUCCAGCUACCCACGGACAUGGGACAGCGAUGUGGCCAAGCUGGAGCAACUCAACGCCGAAUUGACGGCCCACAACACCCACGGGCGUAUCACGGCGGUGCUCGCCCCGACCGCCCAGGUCAUGUACCCAACGCUUCCCCCCUCGUCGGAAAUCGACGGGGAUGGGUCGUUUGUGACGAUCACGCCCAUCAGCAGGAAGCUGGAGGGGGCGUCGCGCCCCGUGUUUUUCCGCGGGGUGGCGACGGUGUGUAUGAAGUUGUUCAAUAUUGUGGGCGCCGAGCGGGCGUAUUUCGGGCAGAAGGAUGUGCAGCAGACCGUGGUGAUCAAGCGGAUGGUGAAGGAUUUUCAUGUGGAUACGGAGAUUAAGAUUGGGCCGACCGUGCGCGAGGCGGAUGGGCUGGCGAUGAGUUCGCGGAAUGUGUAUCUGGGGAAGAGGCGGCGUGAGGUCGGUUUGGUGCUGUACCGCGCGCUCCGGGCGGCGGCGGAGCAAUACCACGCUCAUGGGAAGCUGCAGCGCAGCCAGAUUCUGGAGGCGGCGGAGCGUGUCACGAAGGAGGUGAUUGCGGAGCAGCGGGGGUUGGCGCCGGCGGAGCGCGCGCUGUUCGAGGUCGACUACAUCUCCCUGGCGGACCCGGAUACGCUGGAUGAGCUGGAGGUGGUGGACCCCAGCAAAGGGGCGAUUCUGAGCGGGGCGAUCAAGAUGGCGCCGCUGGAGGAGAGCAGGGCCGGCGAGGACUGCGGGCUGGGCGAGGGCAAGGUGCCGGUGCGGUUGAUCGAUAAUUUGAUCUUUGCGCCGCGAGUGUAGAGUUCGGUGGUAGGUACAAAGAGCAGACUACACGAUGCAUACAUAUACCCAGAGUACUCGAUACACAUGUUCACAGACAAUGUGAACUAGUAGAUUUACAUACAU
Molecule: messenger RNA, 1509 nt
Organism: Aspergillus saccharolyticus JOP 1030-1
Lineage: Eukaryota; Fungi; Ascomycota; Eurotiomycetes; Eurotiales; Aspergillaceae
Product: pantoate--beta-alanine ligase PAN6
Exons: 2
Coding region: 313-1404 (363 amino acids)
Biological process (GO): pantothenate biosynthetic process
Molecular function (GO): pantoate-beta-alanine ligase activity
Source: RefSeq, a predicted model, not a curated record